GUUUCAAGGUUGCCAUUAAUGUGUGAAAGAAAACAUAACCUCAACAAAUUUACACAAACAACUAAUAAAAUUUGUAAGAAAAUCGACAAUGAUUUCCGUAUAAAGCUUCGCUAAAAGUACUUUAACCCAAAAAUAUGCCCAAAGUUAGGAGAAGCAAAAAAUCCCCACCCGAAGGAUGGGAAUUAAUCGAACCGACCCUUGACGAACUGGAACAGAAAAUGAGAGAAGCCGAAACCGAAUCGCACGAAGGCAAACGUAAGCAAGAAUCCCUCUGGCCGAUUUUCAAAAUACACCAUCAGAAGUCUCGCUAUAUUUACGAUCUAUUUUAUCGAAGAAAAGCGAUCAGUCGCGAGCUGUACGAGUAUUGCCUUACCGAAAAUAUCGCCGAUAGGAACUUGAUUGCCAAAUGGAAGAAGCAGGGUUACGAAAAUUUGUGCUGUUUACGUUGCAUACAGACGCGUGACACGAAUUUCGGUACGAAUUGCAUCUGUAGAGUGCCCAAGGGAAAACUGGAGGAGGGUCGUAUUGUCGAAUGCGUUCACUGCGGAUGUAGAGGCUGUUCUGGUUAAUGUGGACAAUGAGAAUUUGUUACUCGUAUUAAAUUAUUUAUGUUAAGGAUGCGUUACUAAUAAACUAAUAACCGUGGACAUUU
Photinus pyralis (common eastern firefly) is the source of this 652-nucleotide messenger RNA. Its product is annotated as protein BUD31 homolog. Gene Ontology annotation, cellular component: spliceosomal complex; nucleus. Lineage: Eukaryota; Metazoa; Arthropoda; Insecta; Coleoptera; Lampyridae. Bases 135 to 569 code for a protein of 144 amino acids. The transcript is spliced from 3 exons. Gene Ontology annotation, biological process: mRNA splicing, via spliceosome. The record is from RefSeq and is a predicted model, not a curated record.